Mus musculus (house mouse) is the source of this 5534-nucleotide messenger RNA. RefSeq names its product casein kinase 2, alpha prime polypeptide (gene Csnk2a2). The record is from RefSeq and is a predicted model, not a curated record. The transcript has 11 exons. NCBI's taxonomy places the organism in Eukaryota, Metazoa, Chordata, Mammalia, Rodentia, Muridae. The coding region runs from base 919 to 1560 and encodes 213 amino acids. Gene Ontology annotation, molecular function: protein serine/threonine kinase activity; ATP binding; protein serine kinase activity. Gene Ontology annotation, cellular component: nucleus; PcG protein complex; cytoplasm. Gene Ontology annotation, biological process: negative regulation of proteasomal ubiquitin-dependent protein catabolic process; double-strand break repair; regulation of chromosome separation.
CUUCGCCGCCGCCGCCGCUGCCGCUGCCCCUCUCCCGACCGGUGGCUGCCGCUGCCGCCACCACCGCCUCUGGGGGGCCGCGAGCCGAGCGGAGGCCUCCGCGGAGCACGAACCCCGCCGUCCCUCCGGCAGCCGAAGGCCCCGGGCCGGCUCGGCCGGCGCCUUCCGCGCCCCCCGGCCCGAGCGUCCGUCCGUCCGCCCGCCCCCGCGGGCCCGGCCUGGCGCGGACGCCCGCCGCCGCCGCCGCGCUCCUCCUCUUGCUUGGGCAGCCCGCGGCCCGCCGCUUCCCGUGCCUGCCGCCCCGCGCCCCGCGCCGCGCCGCCGCCGCCCUCGGCGCCCCGCGGCGCCCCCCGGUCCCGCCCGCCAUGCCCGGCCCGGCCGCGGGCAGUCGGGCCCGGGUCUACGCCGAGGUGAACAGCCUGAGGAGCCGCGAGUACUGGGACUACGAAGCCCACGUCCCGAGCUGGGGGUAAAGCCGCCGCCGGCCGCCCCACGCGCGAACCGCACCCGCCGGCCGCUCGGCCUCGGGGCUGGCAGGGAGGCCCGGCCCCGGCCGCACGUGUCCCCGGCCUCUCCUGUCCGCCCUGCCUCGGUCCCCGGCUCAGCCGCCGUAAUCAAGAUGAUUACCAACUGGUUCGAAAACUUGGUCGGGGCAAGUAUAGUGAAGUAUUUGAGGCCAUUAACAUCACCAACAAUGAGAGGGUGGUUGUAAAAAUUCUCAAGCCAGUGAAGAAAAAGAAGAUAAAACGAGAGGUUAAGAUUCUGGAGAACCUUCGUGGUGGAACAAAUAUCAUUAAGCUGAUUGACACUGUAAAGGACCCUGUGUCAAAGACACCAGCUUUGGUAUUUGAAUAUAUCAAUAAUACAGAUUUUAAGCAACUCUACCAGAUCCUGACUGACUUUGAUAUCCGGUUUUAUAUGUAUGAACUACUUAAAGCUCUGGAUUACUGCCACAGCAAGGGAAUCAUGCACAGGGAUGUGAAACCUCACAAUGUCAUGAUAGAUCACCAACAAAAAAAGCUCCGACUGAUUGAUUGGGGUCUGGCAGAGUUCUAUCAUCCUGCUCAGGAGUACAAUGUUCGAGUGGCCUCGAGGUACUUCAAGGGACCAGAGCUCCUUGUGGACUAUCAGAUGUAUGAUUAUAGCUUGGACAUGUGGAGCUUGGGCUGCAUGUUAGCGAGCAUGAUAUUCCGAAAGGAGCCAUUCUUCCACGGGCAGGACAACUAUGACCAGCUUGUUCGAAUUGCCAAGGUUCUGGGGACAGAUGAACUAUAUGGUUAUCUGAAGAAGUACCACAUAGACCUAGAUCCACACUUCAAUGAUAUCCUGGGACAACAUUCACGGAAGCGCUGGGAAAACUUUAUCCAUAGUGAGAACAGGCACCUUGUCAGCCCGGAGGCCCUAGAUCUUCUUGACAAGCUCCUGCGGUACGACCAUCAACAGAGAUUGACCGCCAAAGAGGCCAUGGAGCACCCAUAUUUCUACCCGGUGGUGAAGGAGCAGUCCCAGCCUUGUGCUGAGAACACCGUGCUUUCCAGUGGUCUCACCGCAGCACGAUGAAGCCUGGGGAAUCGACGGUAAUGCGGCACUGAUGCUUGCCAAUAAAACCAACCAACCAAACAAAAACUUGAAGGAAACUACAGUGUGAUAAAAAGAAAUUCUAAUCAUUCCUUCUAAAGGCAAAGAAGAGUAAAGACCUAAAGUCUGUCAAAAGCAAGAAACUCCCCAGUACUAGUCUGCAGGGAGCUGGCUGUGCAGUGUGGCAGAGCGCAUAGUUCAGGAUCUGAGGGACUCUCCCUUUGGAAUGCAUGGGAGAUGAGAAGCUCGGAGUUGUUGUACACGUACCUGCGUUUAACAGGAUACCACUGUUGAAUUAAUCCGUUCGGUCAACAAGCUCUGAAUAUCUGACUUCCUAUCUAUUCCAUUGUGGUCUGAUUUUCUGUGAGAAUUCAGGCUCAAGUUUUAGCAAAAGUCAGCAGUCUAUUCUGACACACCAGCCUCAUUUACAAAAAAAAAAAAGGAUUAAAACAGUGACAGUAUUUUUUUUAAGCUCUUUUACAAAUUCAUGUGUUAUGUAUUUUUUUAUGACAUGAGCUCUCCAGGAAAUGUACCUCGUUCCUGCAGUUUGCUUCUAAGUGUAUUCAUUGGGAAGCAAACCGCCGUUGCUCUCGCCACGUCCUCUUUGGUGUCAGAAGAUGGCACUGUAACUCUCGAGAUGCCAAGAACAGGUCCCAGGCUCGUUAGAUGUUCCAUGCUGUGUGCAUGACUUGGGGCUCACCUUUAUUGAUUUGCCUAACUAUUGAAUCUUGUUGCCUUUUUUUUUUCCUCUCUCUCUCUCUCUUUAGCUUUUUUUCCCCCUGGCCUUGUAAGAACCUCACAGUUUCUCAGCACAUCUUUGUGAGGGCGCUACUUCAAUGCUCCACUUUAAAACAAAGACUAUUUUUGUUCACUACCAUAGCUAUAGCUGGAAAGUUAGUCUUCAGGCAGGUCAAAGAGGGAGGAAAACAGUUCUAUUAGGAUUUAUUUAGGAAAGACCUCACGGGUGUAAAAAGGCCGACCACCAUCUUCCCUCCCCUAACCCUGUGACAAACAAGUCUGGCUGCAGUCAGGAUGGUGGGCAGAUGGAGCUCUGAUAGGUCAUACAUGAAUGUGAACGCAAAGACAUCUCUUGCAUGCGGCUGCUAGCUGUGGGUAAGGCUGUCCUGGAACUCCUGCAGCUGGCUGGAGAGGGAGAGCCAUGGCUUCCGGGAGGAAGUGGGGCUCCUGGAGCAAGUGUCAAAGCUUUACAGAUCCACUGUUACCUUCACGUUAGCAGAAGCUAAAUUUUGUUUUUUGUUUUUGGUUUUUUGUUUUUUUUAAAUAGGGCUGAUUUGAUUUGUGGGAUUGGUCACUGACAUGGUUUGCCAGCUAGUCCCCUCUCCUUGGCUGCAGCCACGCCUCAGCACUGGGGACCUAACAUGCUUGAGAUAUCCACCACAUCACACUUAGGGUUUCUUCAGAAACUAUUUAAUAAUGCCACACAUUUUUAUAAGGUUAGAUUGUUUGUUCGAAACAUCUGUUUACAUUCCAAAUUCCAAUAAAUUUGUAUUGGUAUUGGUAGCAGGUCCAUUUCUAAAUGCAGAUUCUAUUUUGUUGUUUGGUCUGUAGGAACUUAAAAGGCAAAUGUAACUCUUCUCUUGAUAGUACAGAGUUGAGUUUAUAGAUGAAAAUAAGAUCUUGGGCCAGUGGCAUGGCAGGUAUAGAUGUUUGCUGCCAAGACUGAUGGCCUGAGUUCAGCCCCAGACCCAUGUGGCAGGGGGAGAACCUACUCCGUGAGUUGUCUUCUUCCCACACCUGUGCUGUGGCAUGUGAACACAUACACAAUAAAUAAAGUUUUUAAAAUCUUUAAGAUCUUUAUAAAGCAGGACAUACAUUCAGUUAAGGUUUUUAUAGAGCUGCUGCCUCCUCGCGUUGAGCCCUGUGUUCCCAUGUAUAUAUUUGUUCUUCCUGAGAGGUGGAAACAUAACAUGGCCGAGACAUGACCAGUGUUAACACAUCAAGUAUUGGGGAUUACCAUGGCUAUUCUCAUGUGCUGUCACAGGCAGCCUGGAUCCUUGGUGGUCAGGGGAUGACCCAAGCUCCUCUUCCCUCUCUCUCUCUAAGUUGUUCAAGAGCUUAUUGGAGGGUCUCAGUUGAGCAGUAAUCCCACCUCUUUGCCCUGGGUCCUCCAGAGACAGUCCAAACAUCUGGGAAAAGAGUUGGCCAUAUUCCCCCACACACACACAACCACUCCCCCCAGCCCCCUGGAAUGCUGGGGGGAGGCCCUUGAGUGACAGCUGGGGGCGGGGCGUGCAGCAGGGACUGCACUUUACCUCUCCCGCCUUGGGCUUGAGAUGCUCCCCCUGGGUUUGUACUUGAUCUUAGGCUGACCUUUCCCAAACUGCAGUGUUAGUGGACCUUUCCUGCCUGUCUCACAUCUCCCUUGGUAUAUAUGUAACAUGUAUGCCCGGCACAGCUUGCUCCAGCCUCCUGGAGAUUUUCCCUGGGUUUUAAAGAGUGUGUAUGAGUAGUGGUGAGGCUAGGAAAUUUACCCAUCCAGUAUCCUUUUUAUAUUCUUUUUAAACUCAUCUCAUAAUUCUCGUUUGUUUCAUUACCUUAUUAGAGGUCAAAAGUGCCUAUGACAAGGACUUAAUUAUUUCCUAAUGAAAAGCAAAAAAAAAAAAAAAGACCCCACAAAAACCUGUGGGGAACAGGGUAGUGUUGCACUGUCAUCUCAGGUAUGCCUGUGUUGAAGAGUGCACCUGGUGUAAUAAGAAGCCGCUCCAGGCCCAAGUUCCUAUCAGUUUCUCUCCUUGGUAUCCACAGGGAGUGCGACCGCAAGGUUGCCUGGACUAAAAGCCAUGCUGAGAAUGAGAAGUGUGUUGGUGACAGUUUGUCCUUUUCAGGUGCCAGUCAGCUGACCUGCUCCCGUCCUUGUAGGUGGCUGGGUAGAAGCCAGGCCUGGUGGACCUUACCCUAAUGUCCAUGCUUCGGGCACAUGGGUUCCCUGGUUGAAAGGGAGAAGGUACUCUCAGUCCAACUACUGAGAGAAAGGAGCUAGGAGUCCCUGAAGCUUAGAGAAGGUGGCUGGCUGUUGGGAGCAGGUGAAAAGAUCCUGUAAGGACAGUGUUGUAAAGGUGGGCCUUAAGAGCUCAUACUUCUAAGGAUGAAACUAGGGGACACUAAGUUCCUGUUGCAAAUGCCUGGAGAGGACACUGCCCCUGGCUGGGGUCCUGUGGCCCUUGAAAGGUAGUUGCCAAGCGCCUCAGGGAAACAAUCUAGGUCUCCAGGAGCUAAUGUGUCAGCAGAGCUACUUGGGGGACAGGAAGGAUAGAAAGAGUUUAUAUGUGCAUUGAGAUAAAUGUAGGAGCCAGUUAACUUUCUGUUAACACCAGUUAAGAUUCCCAGACACCACAGGGAAGGGAGUUUCUAGGUAAGAGCUGGGGAGAGGUGGUUGCAGAAUGCCAGCCCUUCUGAAAGCAAAAGCAAGCAGGUGUCUUGAGCACACAAGAACCUGAAUUUGUCAGGGAGCUUAAUAAAUUAAAACUGAAGUGGGUUCUGUCUUUAAAAAAUAAGCCCAAGGGAGGUGGCCAAGAGUGCUUGCUUUUGCUAUGGCGGUCUUGGUUGUAGAACCUGGCAAGGAUGGAUUAUACAGCAGACGCAUACUUUGUGUCAACCAAUGUGCUACAAAUGUGACACUUGACCCUGAACUGCAUGUAUUGGGGAUUUUUAAAAGAAAAAACAAACUUUGAAUCAAUAAAUUAACAGUUUUUUCCACUUGGUGGCUCUUCUUGAUGUAAAUGGUGAAUUGGGGACAGAAUCUUGUUAUCCAGUGGCAAGUUUGGAUAAUCUUCAAGAACCAAGGAGCCUUCUGUUUGCAGGGGAAAAAACACUGCCUGUGUUGUGGUCUUUUUCCAAAGGAACACUACAAACCCAGUUCCUCCGUGUAGCCCUGGAUGACUGAUGUGGUGCCGUGUCAAAUCCCAUUUUCCUAAAUAAAGUUUCUGUUGACAAUU